Messenger RNA from Pararge aegeria (speckled wood butterfly), 2172 nucleotides. It is a transcript of the gene Amt, whose product is annotated as putative ammonium transporter 2. Gene Ontology annotation, molecular function: ammonium channel activity. The record is from RefSeq and is a predicted model, not a curated record. The transcript has 13 exons. Bases 1 to 1848 code for a protein of 615 amino acids. Gene Ontology annotation, cellular component: membrane. NCBI's taxonomy places the organism in Eukaryota, Metazoa, Arthropoda, Insecta, Lepidoptera, Nymphalidae. Gene Ontology annotation, biological process: ammonium homeostasis; ammonium transmembrane transport.
AUGGACGGAAACUGGUCGUACCAUGUGGGCCUCAGAUCUCCCAACCUGACCAACACCACAGUUAAUUUGCAAGAGAACUUCGAGAUAGAUUUAGAGGACACAAACUGGAUUUUGACUUCCGCUUUCAUAAUAUUCACAAUGCAAACAGGUUUCGGCAUGCUGGAGUCUGGCUGUGUGUCUAUUAAGAAUGAAGCCAACAUAAUGAUGAAGAAUUUAGCUGACAUCUCUCUUGGAGGUCUGACAUACUGGAUAUUCGGCUACGGCAUGUCCUUCGGUGAGGGUCCCCUCUCGAACCCGUUUAUAGGCGUGGGCAACUUCUUGGUGGACCCACCGGUGGGCGACGCGCUGAUGGGGCCGGUGUUCGCCUCCUUUCUCUUCCAGUUGUCCUUCGCCACCACCGCCACCACUAUUGUAAGCGGCGCUAUGGCUGAGAGGUGUAAUUUCAAAGCCUACUGCCUUUUCUCCUUCCUGAACACAAUAGUUUACUGCGUACCAGCAGGUUGGGUGUGGGGAAAUCACGGCUUCCUGAACAAGUUAGGUGCUGUCGACAUCGCCGGGUCUGGACCGGUACAUUUGGUCGGUGGGGCUUCAGCUUUCGCAUCCGCUCUGAUGCUGGGCCCGCGUCUCGGGCGCUAUGCCAGGGGUCCGGCGCCACUCCCGCUGGGCAACCCAGUCAAUGCGGUGAUGGGCACCUUUGUGCUGUGGUGGGGCUGGCUGGCUUUCAACUCCGGUAGCACUUACGGCGUAAGCGGUGCAAAAUGGCAGUAUGCAGCGCGCGCGGCUGUGAUGACUAUGAUGGGUUCGUUUGGCGGUGGCUGCUUCGGGCUCCUAUUCAGUUUAAUCAAGAACAAAGGACGCGCAGAUGUGAUGGAGCUUAUAAACAGCGUUCUCGGAUCUCUCGUUUCCAUUACAGCUGGCUGUUUCCUGUUCCGCGCGUGGGAGUCCUUGGUGAUCGGUAUGAUCGGUGCCGCCAUAGCGUCGAUCGCUGCGCCCAUGUUUGACAAAAUGAAGGUCGACGACCCCGUCGGCGCUUCAGCGGUGCACGGUGCUUGUGGACUAUGGGGUGUGAUCGCAGUGGGACUCUUUGCAGACAAUCCGAUACCGAUGGACACUACCAACGGAAGAUCUGGACUUUUCAAAGGUGGCGGCUGGUACCUGCUGGGAGUACAGUCGCUGACCGGGCUGUGCCUGGCGACCUGGGGCGCGCUGGUGACGAUGGCGCUGCUGUGGCUGAUAGACCUGGUGCUGCCGAUACGCAUGGAGCCCUACGAGGAGCUGCUUGGCGCGGACCUCACGGAGCACAGGAUCAGACAUGGACAGGUGGGCAUCUCUAGGGCGGUCUCGGCACUGCGCCCCUACCACCGGUCGAGCAGCGUUGAGGGCGUAGGCAGCAUCGGCGUUAACACAGGACACAGUCUAGUGGUCGAUAAAUUGCAAGAGAUACAAAAUAAAAAAUGGAAAAACAAAUUUAGCGGCAAACUUCAAAUGUUUACCAAUGCCGGCUUCGUCGACGAAACCGAACGUGGCACUUUUAAAAACAAGGGAUUUCUAAACAAACGACCUGGCAACCCCGAGAACGAUCUCCACCGCGCUCUAGACUCUAUGGCCAACGAAAUCAACGGGUCGCAAUUUAAAAAUAGUACAAAACAAAACGGCAUAUUAAUCAGGGUCAUACCAGAGGAGUUAAAAGGGAAAAAGUUCAAAGAGCUGUCAGCGAGCGAGUUAGAAGAGUUAGGCGAAAUGAACGCAAGCGAGGACAGAUUUCGGUAUAGGUUUACAGAAGAAGAUUACAUCGACGAUGUUGAGAGAAGCAGAUCAGCAUCGGCCACCGUGCGGUGGAUCGAUUAGAGAGAAAAAUGUGGCACAUAGUAUUAUGACAUACCCUUUCUGUAGACACGGUAGAAGAUUUGCUCGCUAGCAACCGCUAGAAGUAGAGUAUGAAACUCUGUAUCUUCAGUGUAAAAUGGACCUAAUGUCACUUAACUAAAAUCGCAAAUCCUGUAUUUCUGAUUUUUGUUUUAUGAACGUCCUGUCAAAAGCCAGAGGAAAAGAAAGCAAAAGGCAUAGUAAGCAAAUUUGAGCUUUAACACAAUGCAAAUAAGAUCCAUUUUACUAUUCAAAUAUUUCGAUAUUAGAAAACGACUACUCGAUUGCGAGCGAGCAAAUCUUAUG